Molecule: messenger RNA, 408 nt
Organism: Rhizophagus irregularis DAOM 181602=DAOM 197198
Lineage: Eukaryota; Fungi; Glomeromycota; Glomeromycetes; Glomerales; Glomeraceae
Source: RefSeq, a predicted model, not a curated record
AUGUCAUUAAUAAUUACGUUAUUAUUAUGUACAAUUUUAUCUGAUAUUAAUAUAAAUUUUAUAGCUGAAACUGAACACAAGAGAAAAGUUAAAGAAGCUCAUUUACAAGCACCAAUUCCUGAUAAAUCAUCAUCAACAUCUUCAAAUGUAAUUCUUACUGAAAGAAGAGCUGAUGUUCAAUUAGUAACUUCACAAAUACAAGGAUUCAAGAAAUUCCGCAAUUAUAAUAUCAGAAAAUUGAGAUGUAAUGAAUGUUAUAAAAGGAAUAACAGCAACAAAAGACAACAUUCCCCAGAUACUGAUGAAGGAAAUAAGAAACCCAAAUUCAACAUACCAGAAGCAGAAGAUCCAAUGGAAGAAAUGGAAUUAAACCCACAAAAACUCAACAAAGGAAAGAAAAAAAUAUAA